Molecule: messenger RNA, 918 nt
Organism: Klebsormidium nitens
Lineage: Eukaryota; Viridiplantae; Streptophyta; Klebsormidiophyceae; Klebsormidiales; Klebsormidiaceae
Source: the annotation of a GenBank genome assembly
GUGCAGCACACACUGCAGUGCAGUGGCAGUGGUGAAGACCAAUUGUCGGAAACAGGCGCAUGAUCAGCAAGGAGGAGCAUCAUGGCCUUCCUCUCCUUCGUGGGAAGAACGUUGUUUGUGGCUAUUUUCCUAGUGGCUGCUGUCCAAAAGGCAUCAGAAUAUGGCGCCGACGGUGGGAAAGCUGCAGAGUUGAUGAGGCCGAAGCUUGAUGCUUUCUAUGCACAUGUGCAGUCAAAUCUGCAUGUUGCGCUCCCUGUGAUUGAGGCGAAGUAUCUGCUGGCGAUUGCAAUAGGUCUGGAGUUCUUUGGGGGCCUUCUUUUCUGGUUUGGUAGCAGCCUCGGCGCAUGGCUUCUGCUGCUCUUCCUCGUUUCGGUGACACCCAUCAUGCACGACUUCUACAAUCAAGAUGUUGGGAGCACUGAACAGACAAUCGAACUGAUUCAGUUCAUGAAGAAUCUUUCCUUGACGGGGGCUCUGUUGUUCUUCCUGGGAUUGAAAAGCUCGGUUGGGAGGGCAUCGCGGAGGAAUAGGUCGAAAGUCGUCGCCAAUAAACCAAAGGUUUCUUAGGCUCAAAUAUCCUUGUAAGUUCUAUAGCCAUAUAGGACGGAAGGAAUAGCACUUUCGACACCGUAAAGACCUCACAGGUAUGGAGAGGCCGUCAGGUAAUGACAAUCAAGUAAGAGUCGGCGGUGCACUAGCCAUAAGGCCCAGAAAACACUUAAUGCACAUCUUAAAAAGUUAACGGUCAGCGAAGGCUGAUCAUUGGGCUUUUGCUCACUCUCAACCAGGCUCGCACAGAGUCUGUUGCUUAUACUACAUCCUAGUUCUUGAAUUUUCGAAGAGUGUACUGUCAAGAAGAUACCAAGACGUUCUGUUCAUUGUUGCCCUGAGCCACACUACUAUACUUCAAGUAGUAAC